This is a messenger RNA of Zalophus californianus (California sea lion), 2744 nucleotides long. It is a transcript of the gene LGI3, whose product is annotated as leucine rich repeat LGI family member 3. Gene Ontology annotation, biological process: regulation of exocytosis. The record is from RefSeq and is a predicted model, not a curated record. Bases 258 to 1904 code for a protein of 548 amino acids. Gene Ontology annotation, cellular component: synaptic vesicle. The transcript has 8 exons. Lineage: Eukaryota; Metazoa; Chordata; Mammalia; Carnivora; Otariidae. Gene Ontology annotation, molecular function: protein binding.
CCGCCGGUCAGCCCGCGCUCGGCUCCGGGCCCGCGCAGCUCUCCCUGCCGGCUCGCGAGAACGAGCAGGGGAGGGGACGGAGCCGGCGCCCCGAGGGCUGGAGGAGUCCGCUCUCCGCAGCGGGCGGCCGGGCCCCUAGCUGCGGCAGCAGCCGGCGGCGGCGGCGGCGGCGGGGACGUGCCAGCCCGCGCUGGGUGGCGGAGAGCCCGCGGGGCGGGGGCUGCGGCCGGUGGUCCGCGAGAGAGCUUGCAGGCAGCAUGGCGGGGCUGCGGGCCAGGCGGAGCUCCGGGCUCCGGCUGCUGGCGCUGUCCGCGCUCGGCUUCUGCCUGAUGCUGCAAGUCAGUGCCAAGAGGCCCCCCAAGACGCCCCCCUGCCCGCCCAGCUGCUCUUGCACCAGGGACACCGCCUUCUGCGUGGACUCUAAGGCAGUGCCCAGGAACCUGCCCUCCGAGGUCAUCUCUCUGACGCUGGUGAAUGCUGCCUUCUCGGAGAUCCAGGAUGGAGCAUUUUCCCACCUGCCACUGCUACAGUUCCUGUUACUCAACUCCAACAAGUUUACACUGAUUGGAGACAACGCCUUCACAGGACUGUCGCACCUGCAGUACCUCUUCAUUGAGAACAAUGACAUCUGGGCACUAUCCAAGUUUACCUUCAGAGGACUCAAGUCUUUGACACACUUAUCACUGGCCAACAAUAACCUGCAGACACUGCCUAGAGACAUCUUUCGGCCCCUGGACAUCCUGAGUGACUUGGACCUGCGGGGCAACUCGCUCAACUGCGACUGCAAGGUGAAGUGGCUGGUGGAGUGGCUGGCGCACACCAACACCACAGUGGCCCCCAUCUACUGCGCCAGCCCGCCCCGCUUCCAAGAGCACAAGGUGCAGGACUUGCCGCUGCGGGAGUUUGACUGCAUCACCACGGAUUUCGUGCUGUACCAGACCCUGUCCUUCCCAGCCGUGUCAGCCGAGCCCUUCCUCUACUCCAGCGACCUCUAUUUGGCUCUGGCCCAGCCAGGUGCCAGUGCUUGCACUGUCCUCAAGUGGGACUAUGUGGAACGGCAGCUUCGAGAUUAUGAUAGAAUCCCAGCCCCCUCUGCCGUGCACUGCAAGCCCAUGGUGGUGGACAGCCAGCUGUACAUGGUUGUGGCCCAGCUGUUUGGGGGCUCUUAUAUUUACCACUGGGACCCCAACACCACACGCUUCACCAAGCUGCAGGACAUUGACCCACAGCGCGUGCGCAAGCCCAACGACCUCGAGGCUUUCCGCAUCGACGGUGACUGGUACUUUGCUGUGGCCGACAGCUCCAAGGCGGGUGCCACCAGCCUCUACCGCUGGUACCAGAACGGCUUCUACUCCCACCAGGCCCUGCACACCUGGCACCGUGACACUGACCUGGAGUUUGUGGAUGGCGAGGGCAAGCCACGGUUGAUUGUGUCUAGCAGCUCCCAGGCGCCUGUCAUCUAUCAGUGGAGUCGCACCCAGAAGCAGUUUGUGGCCCAGGGCGAGGUGACCCAGGUUCCUGAUGCCCAGGCCGUGAAACACUUCCGUGCCGGUCGCGACAGCUACCUGUGUCUCAGCCGCUACAUCGGCGACUCUAAGAUCCUGCGCUGGGAGGGCAGCCGCUUCUCUGAAGUGCAGGCCCUGCCCUCCAGGGGCUCCCUGGCCAUGCAGCCCUUCCUCGUGGGCGGCCGCCGCUACCUGGCGCUGGGGAGUGACUUCUCCUUCACGCAGAUCUACCAGUGGGACGAGGGGCGCCAAAAGUUUGUGCGGUUCCAGGAGCUGGCUGUGCAGGCCCCUCGGGCCUUCUGCUACAUGCCUGCUGGGGACGCCCACCUGCUCCUGGCCCCCAGCUUCAAGGGACAGACCCUCGUGUACCGACACAUCGUGGUGGAUCUCAGUGCCUAGAGGGGUGCCGAGCCUCUGGGUGUCCGGGCGGCCCCUGGAGGAUGCAAAGAAGUCUCUGUGAGCAGGAUGUGUGCCCGUGUGAAGACACAUGUAACCAACCUGCACACAUGACCUCACGGACACCCCCCGCGCCCGCCCCCUCCAUGAGCAUGGGCACACACCGUGGGCAGGCCCAGGGGAGACACUUAUACUAUAGUUGUCAUCAGCAUGGAGACUUGUAGAUGUGCCAGGCAACCCAGCUGCCCUGUGCCCUCUCAUACGUGGACAUCUGUCGGCCCCACAUUCUACCCAAAGACACCCCCCCAUCCUUGAUCUGCUGCUUUCCCCAGCAGACUCUGGCCCCAGGGGAGGAGUAUGGGGGGGGGGCAGAACCACCCCCUCCCGUUUUUCAGCUUAGCUUUCCUACUCUUUGGUCUCUCCUGUUGGUGCUCCGGGUGUCUGUUUUCCUGCUCAUGUUCGGCACUGCAGCCCGCGGCCACAUCCUUCACGCCGCUGGGCUCGCUCGCCCGCGCUAUGCUCCUUCUGCAUGCACACAUGGACGCUGAUGGACACCCUCAGUUACACACACACACCUGUUGACUCUCCCAUUUCUGUGUGCACACAUGCAGAUUCAGUGCGGCCUAAAGAGGCUCUCCUUCAUCACCUUGACUCUCUUCUUAGAGAAGGCACAUGGUACCUGUCCUCCUCGGUUCAUCUCUGGUGUGCCCACCCUGUAGCUCAUAAGGAUGGCAAUGGUAGUGCCAGCCUCUGGGCACAAGCUUGAUCUCCUGGGGGCAAAGCCCCUCUGCCCAAAGCAAUAAAGCAGACCCCGAGUUCUUCUUAGGGCCUUCUCUGUUCUCA